This is a messenger RNA of Haliotis rubra (blacklip abalone), 1892 nucleotides long. RefSeq lists its product as uncharacterized. The record is from RefSeq and is a predicted model, not a curated record. Bases 42 to 1025 code for a protein of 327 amino acids. Lineage: Eukaryota; Metazoa; Mollusca; Gastropoda; Lepetellida; Haliotidae. The transcript has 10 exons.
GCAAUGGAAUAACACGACUUCACUCAAAAAACCCGUUGUUCAUGUUUGGGGUAAAAGAAAAAUCUGGAAUUGAGAUGACAGUAGAAGGCACCAUGAUUCCAUAUUCCCUGGAGAUAAGGAACGCUCAACUAUAUGUAGGAUAUCAGGCUCGCUCCGAUCCAUCUUCGAGUUUGAACGUGUUACCGGAAGUUCCCGAUGGCGACAGUUCCAUGCUGACAGUUUACUUCCCCAGUGACUUCCUGGUUGACACGAUUGGUCACGUGAUUGACGAAGUCCUGCAAUCGAGAUUUCUUGAAAUAAGCAACUUCCGGUUCAACAUUCGGAAUCUAGGAUCCUAUUUCGAACAGGCAGCGUCAAUCCUACAAGGGGAGACCGGUUACAUAGGUGUCUUCACGAUUGAUGAACCAGCAGGCCCUAUAACACUGGAUGGAGAGGGCAUGUUGAGAGCAGUCGCAGCAAAGAUGAAUUACACAGUCUCGUCUUCAUGUGGUGACCAUGUUCUCUUCUCUCUGGAAGUGGAACUGGACAUUGCAAUUAAAGUUGUGUUUAACGACAGACUGUUUUACCUCGGAGUUUCUGAUUUCAGAUCAGCAGUUACUGUCACUGACUCGAAGAUCGGCAAGACGAAGGAUUUGCUAAACAUGGUGGACACCCUUGGCAUAGGGAAGAAUGGUUUCGUUGUCCAGGAGCUCAAUGGAAAACUUCGCACCAUAGACCUGUCCUUCUUCCUCACCAACACAGGUGUUCUCAGCGGUACGGAGUUCAGCGUCGCAGAGGACUACCUUCUUUUGCGGAGUAAUUUGUCUUCACAACAGACGACUUCCGGUUGGAGGCAAUUCGGGACUGUUUUUAAAGGCGAGCACAUGCGAACAGAACAAGAUCAGAGCUUUGUUGAAACUAUUGCCAUCGAGCCGUGUAAUAUCAAGUUAUCAACGGAAAGCGGCACGGGAGAUCUUUAUUUGUCUUUAAGAACAGUGUUAACUUUAGCCAUGUCAGCGAUCUUCUUCUACGUAGUUAGCGUGUAAACACGUUAGCUGUUGUUUUGAAUGUAUUCGCCUCCUUUUAUGUAAAGAUGUGAGACUUUAAUGGUUUUGAAGUUUAAACAGACGUAGUUUCCACAAAGAGAGACCUCACAGUACGAUCUGUUAUAGGUCAGGUAUUGUUCCAGAAACCUUGACAAAAAUGAAUUUGCCCCAAAAGGAGAGCUUCACUGGGUUGCCUGAAUACAUGCAUGUGGGAGAAAAACAAUUGUUUGGUUCCACAAGGAAACAAACCAUUAAAGCAGUGACAAAAAUAAUCUCGAUCAUAUACCAUGUAACUCUGCCAUGAUAUAACGCGCAAAUUCGAGAUUCACUGGCAACUUUAUCAAUGUUUAAAACUUAAGAUGUUAAAAAAAUCAUUGCAAAUUUUGAAAAAGGAUAGACGGCACUCCAAGUUUGACAUCUGGAUACAGUAUGUUGUUACGAUUUACAUACAAAUAUGCAGGAAAGAGGUCUCGGUUGAUCCGAGCGCAGUCAGGCUUUUUAGGCACAUCAAUAGGUGCUCACAGGAAGUUUACUCAGUUGAGAAUCCACCAACAACUUGAGAUUGGGUACCAAACCUAGAGCAUUUAGUACAAGAGGUUGGACAACUCCUACUAGCAGUGCAAACGUGACAGUAAGUAAGCGAGGUCCACAUAUUUGCCAAGUUUUUCGAGAAUUCGUUUUUUCUUUGUUUUUCGUGGAUUCAUAAAAAGGACAGCGAUUCUUUAUAUGUAAAUUUAAAAAUUACAACCUAUGAAACGGAUAACUUUGUUCUAAAAUGACACCAAGAAAUAUUUUAAUAGGAAAAGAUUUUAAUAAAUAACUGUCAUGUCUUUGUAUUCCACUUAAUAAAGAACUCUGUGCAAAGUA